CCGGCAGUUCUACCGAGACGUGCAAAGUUUCAGCAGCAAAAUGAAGAUUGUGUUGUUCCUUGUUGUCGCUGCGAAGCUGCUUUGCAGCAGCGAAGGAUUCAGCGUGGAUGCAGACAUGGAUCUAGCAAGAGUAUCGGACUACAUUGUUAACAGCGGAGAAAAAAAAUUUAUUAUCGUCCAUGGCAACAAGAAUUGGUUCUAUGCAAAAUCAUUUUGUGAGAACGUAGUUGGAGGCAAAUUGGCAGCAAUUGAGAAUGUACAGCAGUACCAUGAUUUAAGGGAAUUUGCUCGUGAGACCUACUCGAAGCAAGCUCAAUUUUGGAUAGCUGGUAACAAUAUAUUAAAUAUUUCCACGUUUCAAUGGCAUCUUUGCGACGCUAAGGAAAUGAGUUUUCAAAAGUGGGCUCCUGGUCAACCAGAUAAUUAUAAUGAAGAAGAAAAUUGUGUCGAAGCACUAUUCAAUUCAAAAAUCGAGGGAUGGAAUGAUGUGUCCUGCUUAAAGGGAAGACACUUUAUUUGCGAGAAACCUAAUUGAAAAGAUUAUUUCGCCUACUUAUCAUAAAAUUAUUUUCAAAAUAUAUUUAGUAUAAAAAUAUAUGAUGCAUCUAUUAAGCUUA
This is a messenger RNA of Ctenocephalides felis (cat flea), 617 nucleotides long. RefSeq names its product C-type lectin lectoxin-Thr1-like. The record is from RefSeq and is a predicted model, not a curated record. The transcript has 4 exons. Lineage: Eukaryota; Metazoa; Arthropoda; Insecta; Siphonaptera; Pulicidae. Bases 41 to 535 code for a protein of 164 amino acids.